Messenger RNA from Penicillium brasilianum, 2718 nucleotides. Lineage: Eukaryota; Fungi; Ascomycota; Eurotiomycetes; Eurotiales; Aspergillaceae. The record is from the annotation of a GenBank genome assembly.
CGCAGAUCACCUUUUGUACCGAGACGAACCUCUCAUCAGCUCGCUUAAGGGUCCAGCUAUUUAUAUGAAAUGCCCACCCACCAGCCUUAUGAGCUGACAUCGCACCCUAUGACGUCCUUAUAAUUGGAUGGCAGCUCUCGAAGAUCUCCCGUGGAUGUCCAUGGCACCCGCAUCGCAGCCGCAGGAUGGCCUGGCCGACUCCUCGCAACCUCCGACGAUCGCAGCCUUCUCUCCUUCCACGAUCGCAGGCUCGGCCUUGUCCUCGCGGCAGCGUUCCAGUGUGAUCGUACAUCGCAAAUCACCCCUGCUGGUGGCAACCCCGCCGGCCAUCACCAGGGCCCUCGCAUAUUCCCAUCCAUUCCUUCUCCCUUUGAAUAAGUUGGUUGGUCUUCUCACAUGGACAACGGGGGACCCCUGGCAGAGCUUCUUGCUCGUGGCCACCUUUUGGACGGUGGUCCUCUAUAGCGAGGCGAUCAUUCUCUGGGCUGGUCCGAUACUCGUCGUGGUUGGGUUGAUCCUUGGCAUGUAUGGCCGUCGCUAUUCGCCUUUGUCGUCGACUACAUCAACUGGUGAAAAGCAUCGGCGCAAUCAUUCGGCAGACGUUACUCGUCACCAAAAGAGCUUAGAUGAUAUCGUGGAGACGUUGCGCAAUUUUACAACCCGGUGCAAUAUUUUGCUUGAACCUUUGCUCGAUUUGACCGAUUUCCUAUCAACCCAGCGAACGCCUACGUCGGCGACCACUCGUCCGGCCUUAACGGUGCUCUUCAUUCGCAUCCUUUUGAUUACCCCCGUUUGGAUCAUCCUGACCCUCCCUCCCUUCUACAUAAUCACUACCCGGCGCGUUGUUAUGUUCGUCGGAACUAUUAUCCUCACCUACCACUCGAGGCCAGCCCGCGUUUCGCGUGUCAUUCUAUGGCGCUCGCGAGCUGUGCGCCGACUCGUCUCGAUUAUAACAGGCCUGUCAGUCGCAGACGGCCCUAAUUCUAGCCAGAAACCCGCGGUUCAAGACACGGGGUUGAAUAUCUCAACUCGGCGACAGGGAAGUGCAGACGGUGUGAGAUUCACAUUCGUUGUGUACGAAAACCAGCGCCGAUGGCUCGGUAUUGGCUGGACCUACUCGCUGUUUCCAGCCGAGCGUGACCCCUGGACAGAUGAGCAUCUCAACCCCGUUCCGCCCAAGGACAAGUUUGAGCUGCCUGAUGUGCAGACUGGAGAUGCUAAAUGGCGCUGGGUUGAGGGCAGCGAGUGGCGGGUUGAAGGGGGCGAUAAAUCGGGUAAUGGGAAAUCAGAUCCCAAGGCCUCGAGUGAGGGAUGGAUCUACUAUGACAACAAGUGGAACGAUGGCCGCCGUGGACAAGAUGGAUGGGACCGGUACACACGCCGGCGCAAGUGGUAUCGUGAUGCCGAGCUGGUAGACCUCCAGCAGGAUGGCCCUUCGGAAGCCGUCUCCAGUCUCACCCAAGCACUAGAGCGAGAAAAAGAGCGAGAAAAAGACAAAAAAGAGUCCGAUCUCGAGACAAACAGUCUCUCUCCUCACACACCCCUGAAAACCCGUCGUCGACGCUGGUUCGGCAGCAAAGACGGUAGCAAAGAGGGAAGCUCAGAGGGGAGUAAAGAGGGGAGCAAAGACCGCACCAGCAGCGUUAGCUCCUCCAUCGACGCCGGCCGAACAACCGGCGCCAGUUUUACAGAAGCUACUGGUGCUGCGACUGCAAGUGGUCGAGGCACGCCCGCACGACCUAUCAGUAUCCAGCAUUCUCGCAAGCCAUCACAGUACAGUGUUCGGGAAGGAAGUAUGGCAACGAGUGAUAGUGCUAGUACACGCGAGAAGGAUAUAGCUAAUUCACACGAUCGGCACGAUAAAUGGAGUACUCGGGCUGCGGGGGGAACGGAACGCGCAGAGAGGGAAAUGGGAUUAAGUGAUGAAGUGCAAAUGGCUUUGAGUUGACAAUGACCGCUAUUGGCGAAUUUUGCUGUUACGCUCAUACCCCCUCCUUUUUUCAAGUGUAUUGUUCGAACUCCUAUCUUCGAUUAUAUUUUGGGAUUGAGUCCCUUCUUUUGUCUUCGUUGAAUAGGGCCAUUCGAUGAUUUCAAAUACCCUCGGACGUCUCUCAUUGCGUUUGUAUCAGGUAUAACACAACAAAUCUACAAGUACAAUUCAUCUAUGUCAUAAAACAGGGAGGGGGUAUAGGAGUGUUAUGCAAGAGUCAACUCCCAUUGUAGCUCCUCAAGAAUGUCCAUCCAAUGGGGUUUCAGUGACGAAUCCUGAGAAGCAGCAUCUCGUCUCGCCCAGAGAAUACGAAGGACAUCCCUAGCACGUAACGUAUUCCCAAUGCCGAAAUUCUCCUGCAAUUUACCGAGGGACUCGAGCACAAGGUCCCGAUGCUCGAAAACGUCACUCUCAGCACCGGCAAUGAACAACGGAAAGGUCAGUGCCGAGUACUCGCAGUUAUCGUCUAACGGGAAAGAUUGGAUGCGGGCGAGGAGGCGAUCAAUGGCGAUUUGUUUGGGUGUGGAGAUUAGAGAUAACCAUUCGCUUAUGGGGUAUGGUGUUUGAGGCGUGGCGUUGUAUGUAGGUGAAGUAUCCCGACUCAUGUGUUCGAGAACAGAGUGUAGAUAGACGAAACCAGCAUCGCGGAAACAUUCAGCGACGAGCUUGAGGCGGACGAGGGUAGAUUGUGUGAGGUCUUGGGGGAUGUUUAGGCGCGUUGAUGAAGG